Molecule: messenger RNA, 1410 nt
Organism: Sesamum indicum (sesame)
Lineage: Eukaryota; Viridiplantae; Streptophyta; Magnoliopsida; Lamiales; Pedaliaceae
Biological process (GO): regulation of DNA-templated transcription
Molecular function (GO): DNA binding
Source: RefSeq, a predicted model, not a curated record
UUCAAAAAAGACUUAUUUUUGAAGCUCUAGGCUUCCAGCUCCAUCAAUAAUUGAGGAGGGUUUUCUCCCAUAGUUUUAUGGCCAUUGCAUCAGCCAUGAACAACAUCAAUCAAGAUGACGUCACCUCCAACAAGCAAGACGACGAUGAUCAUGACUACGAUGUGGUCAUGCCGGGGUUUCGCUUCCACCCAACAGAGGAGGAGCUCGUCGAGUUCUACCUCCGCCGUAAGGUGGAGGGCAAACGCUUCAAUGUCGAGCUCAUCACUUUCUUAGACCUUUAUCGCUACGACCCUUGGGAAUUGCCCGGUCUGGCUGCGAUAGGGGAGAAGGAGUGGUACUUCUAUGUACCUAGAGAUAGGAAGUAUAGGAACGGAGAUAGGCCGAACCGUGUGACGACCUCCGGCUACUGGAAGGCCACCGGUGCGGAUAGAAUGAUUAGAAGUGAGAAUUUCCGAUCCAUCGGCCUCAAGAAAACCCUUGUUUUCUACUCCGGUAAGGCUCCCAAGGGAAUUAGAACAAGUUGGAUCAUGAAUGAGUACCGCUUGCCUCUCCAUGAAACAGAACGCCUCCAAAAGGCCGAAAUCUCUCUUUGCCGUGUCUACAAAAGAGCUGGAGUCGAAGACCACCCGUCCCUCCCCCGCUCCCUCCCGGCCACCAGGCCACCGUCGUCAUCGACAAGAAAUCACCACGAACCCGCCCCCACAACACAAAGAUUCCAGCCCAAUUACGUCGGAUCAUCGCAGCAAAACGACACAAAACUGACUGAAACCAGCCCAAGCAGCAGCACUGACAACAUGAAUUCUUACACAUUACUCCCCAACAUCCCGUCCACAACUCCAUCAGUAGUAGAAAACAAUCAGACCAUGAUUUUGCUCCAAUCCAAACAGCCUAACUCAUGUCCCUCUUCCUUCACUAGUUCUUCCCACGCCGUCGAUGAUCUCCAAAAGCUGGUGAACUUCCAACGACAAUCUUUAUUGAUCAACAGCGAAAGUGCUGAUCCUCAUCAUGAUCAUUACAAUCCUAACAACAACAUCGUCCCGAAUCUUCUUUCCAACUUCUCCACUUUGCAGCCUCAUCAGCCGCAGUCGGCAGCUGUAAACGUCGUCCCCGGCUCAUUUCAGGCCGCCUUCUCCGACAGAUUGUGGGAUUGGAAUGCAGUUCCGGAGGCGGGGAAAGACUACGCCGGCCUUUUCAAGUAACUGAUCGAUGAUCGUGUACUGGAUUUAUUAACACAUGCAUAUGUUAUGUAGAUGCGACGUAGUUAAUUGAUCAUAUAUAUACAUAGCCUAAGCUAGUAAUAAUGGUAAGUAAGUUAUAUGUUAAGUUGAUCUAUUUUUCUUGAUAUUGCCAAACAUGGUCUUAAAGACACAUUCUGGAGUAAUAUAAUUUUGGAUUCCUUGUUAGGGUUUA